Dovyalis caffra is the source of this 408-nucleotide messenger RNA. The record is from the annotation of a GenBank genome assembly. Lineage: Eukaryota; Viridiplantae; Streptophyta; Magnoliopsida; Malpighiales; Salicaceae.
AUGUUGCCCUUUGCUUCACAACAAAAUCAAGCCACAAAACCAGAGAUAAAAAGUGAGGCUUUCGUGCAGGGUUUUCAAGCAUGGAGACCAGAGGCUAAUCAUACUGUCGUUUCCGGGGCAUAUCCCCCAGUUCCACAGCAAUACCAAGGCAAGAAGCUGGGGGUUCACAAUGGGUUUUCAGUCUUGCAAAGUUUCAAGGCAAGAAGCUGGAGAACCAAACAGCUCAGAAACCUCAGCAGCAGAAGCAGAAACAAAAGCAAAGGGUUUCCCUGUAAGUGGUUUGCUGGUGUUGAUACGUGGCUGGCUGCUACCGCAGAAGUUGCUGCAGUUCCUGGAUUUAUGAAAGCUGAUGCUCCUGUAGAGAAGGAAAAAGAAGAUGAGGAUUGGGUGAGUUCCACCGAUGACUAA